AUGUUUUGCAGAUAUUGUAUUUCGUUUUCUAUUUUGAAAUGUAUAUGUAUUUAUGUAUAUGGUAAAACAACUCAUUUCCCCGAAUCGCACUUCAAAUUAAAUGGUACAGAAAACCAAAGCUCUCAAAAUCUUUUAAGAAUACGAGCAGAGGAUAAACAACACAAAAGUGGAAACCCUGUCGAGGAUGAUAAUAGUUCUCCAGUUGGUCCUGUUCGCGGCAAUCGAAAAGCUAGGAGCUGUUGUCUUCGUACGGGUUAUGGACUGGAAAAAUGACCUGGUUAUCCAAAGGAAUUAUUCGAACAUAUUCGAAAUUAUUAUUUUGAUGGAAAAAGUACCGAUGAGAAAAUUCCACUUGCGGUCGACGUAGCAUGUGGAAGUGGUCAAGCAACAGUCGAUCUCAGUUCGUAA
This is a messenger RNA of Adineta ricciae, 408 nucleotides long. The record is from the annotation of a GenBank genome assembly. NCBI's taxonomy places the organism in Eukaryota, Metazoa, Rotifera, Eurotatoria, Adinetida, Adinetidae.